This is a messenger RNA of Diachasmimorpha longicaudata, 1339 nucleotides long. RefSeq names its product odorant receptor 13a-like. The record is from RefSeq and is a predicted model, not a curated record. Gene Ontology annotation, biological process: detection of chemical stimulus involved in sensory perception of smell; sensory perception of smell. Gene Ontology annotation, cellular component: plasma membrane. The coding region runs from base 9 to 1214 and encodes 401 amino acids. NCBI's taxonomy places the organism in Eukaryota, Metazoa, Arthropoda, Insecta, Hymenoptera, Braconidae. The transcript is spliced from 3 exons. Gene Ontology annotation, molecular function: odorant binding; olfactory receptor activity.
UUGCACCAAUGGAAUACGACGACAAUUUACAUCAGCACUGGAAUGUGGACGUGCAUUAUGCCCUGGUUUUCUCGAAAUGGUGGUGUAAAUCAUUAGGAAUCUGGCCAUGGCAGCACAAUGAACUUUUAUCUAUCGUGCAAACUAGCAGUAUCGGUUUAAUGGUGAUCAUUGGUGGUGUCUUAUCAUCUACUCAGUUACUGACGAAGGGUAAUUGUGGAGUAACAACCGAUUUACUGGAUACCUUAACCGGUAUCAUGAUAUUUUACAUAUCCUUUAUUAAAAUUUUCUGCCUUUGGUUUCAUCAACAACAACUGCGUUAUAUUAUUUUAUCGAUAAUUCAUGAUUGGUUGCAUAUUAGAGAGGCACAAUCACGGAAGAUCAUGCACCAGUAUGCACAUUGGGGUCGUUUAGCUUUUAUAUUGCAAAUUACUUCAGUAUCUGUGGCCGUGAUAAUGGCAGUGUGGAUUGAUCCUCCAAACGUAACGAGUGGGAUUUCAAAAAGUGAUAAUUCAUCGAUAAGACCCCUGAUUCUGGCACCUUCCUGUUGGAUUCCAAUUACGAUGCCCAUUCAUAUUUACCUGCUUUAUUACUAUGUCAAUUUUAUCGCUGCAAUCUGUGUAGCACUGGUAUAUGCAGGAUGCGAUGCACUCAUGUUCAGUGCUGCUUUACACAUAUGUGGUCAGUUCGAAAUACUCGAGGCAAGUAUUGAAAUGCUCAGUGAUGGGGAUGAUUAUUUAACACAGAAAAUUAAAAUUAAAAGCUACUCAAAGCGACAUAAUCACUUGAUUCGGUUGGGAAAACGUAUGGAUACCUUAGCCAAUAUGAUCAUCCUCUCGGAACUUUUGACCAAUAGUGUUCUCAUAUGCACGUCAGGAAUUGUGGUUCUGGCGAACGUUAGAACGGGUAAUGUGAACCGUGUGAUGAUGAGCUGGGGAGCAAGAAUAUGUGCUUUGUACAUGCAAUUCUUCAUGUACUGCUAUGUUGGUGAAAAAUUAUUGAGCCACGCUGAGAAGUUGCGAAGUAUUGUAUACAAUUGUUCGUGGUACAAUCUGUCUGUUAAUAUUGCGAAAGAUAUAGAAUUUAUAAUAAUGCGUAACAAUUACUUCUGUCAUUUGACAGGAGGUAAAUUUUUGAUCAUGAAUUAUGAAAGCUUUACAAAAAUAACUAAAAGUUUAUUUUCUUUUUUUUCUAUUCUCAGAGUUACGCUUGAAUAAAAUUCAUUGCGUGAUACGUAGAUUCUAAUAAUUGCAGCUCAAACUAAUAAAAUAAUUCGUAUUAUGGUGGUGACAAAUGUAGUGCUUGGAUGUUAUUAAAAAUAAGUGACAUCCUAAAAAUUAUU